AACAGCAUGCCUAAGCAAGUGGAGGUCCGAAUGCAUGAGAGUCACCUGGAGCCCAUAGAGGCAACCCCUCGCUCCAAAUGUGGACUGUUGUGUCAGAAGAUGCGCAAGAACCUGCUCCUCACACUCACCGUGCUGGGUGUGAUCCUGGGAGCAGUGUCUGGAAUGCUCUUGCGUGUUGCUUCCCCCAUUGAUGACAAUAUCAUCAUGGUGAUCGCCUUCCCUGGAGACAUCCUGAUGAGGAUGCUGAAGAUGCUUAUUCUUCCUCUCAUCAUCUCCAGUUUGAUCACAGGUCUGGCUGGUCUGGAUGCCAAGUCCAGUGGUCGUCUUGGCACCAGAGCUAUGGUUUACUACAUGUCUACCACUGUUAUUGCUGCUGUGCUGGGUGUGAUACUGGUGCUGGCCAUCCACCCUGGCAACCCCAAACUGAAGGAGAAACUGGGUGAGGGACACAAGAAUGAUGAGGUGUCCAGCCUGGAUGCCUUCUUCGACCUCAUCAGGAACCUCUUCCCCGAGAAUCUGGUGCAAGCUUGCUUCCAGCAGAUUCAGACUGUGGUGAAAAAAGUGGAGAUUAUACCCGAAGAUGAUGAUUCCAAUGCCACCAUGGUUGACUACCUCAAUACCACCAAGCCUCCUCCAAUAUACAAAGACAAAAAAUCCCUGCAGUUCAAGAGUGGAAUGAACGUUUUGGGUCUGAUUGGUUUUUUCAUUGCCUUUGGCAUCUGCAUGGGGAAGAUGGGCGAGAAAGCCAAACUCAUGAUUGACUUCUUCAAUAUUCUGAAUGAGAUUGUGAUGAGGCUGGUUAUCAUGAUCAUGUGGUACUCUCCCUUUGGCAUUGCCUGCCUGAUCUGUGGGAAGAUCAUCUCCAUCAAAGAUCUGGAGGUGGUUGCAAGGCAACUGGGCAUGUACAUGGUCACGGUCAUCAUUGGCCUUAUCAUCCAUGGUGCCAUAUUUUUGCCCGCCAUCUACUUCGCCAUCGUCAGGAAAAACCCCUUCACCUUCUUCAUGGGCAUCUUUCAGGCAUGGAUCACUGCUCUGGGCACAGCCUCCAGUGCUGGUACUCUGCCUGUCACCUUCCGCUGUCUGGAGGAGAACCUGGGCAUCGAUAAGAGAGUGACCCGAUUCGUACUUCCUGUCGGUGCCACCAUCAACAUGGAUGGAACAGCCUUGUACGAGGCUGUGGCUGCAAUCUUCAUUGCCCAGAUGAAUGGCAUUGACCUGGACCCUGGUCAGAUUGUCACUGUCAGUUUGACGGCUACGCUGGCCAGUGUUGGAGCAGCCAGUAUUCCUAGCGCAGGACUGGUGACCAUGUUGCUGAUUCUGACGGCUGUUGGACUGCCCACUCAGGAUAUUAGCCUGUUGGUGGCUGUUGAUUGGCUCCUGGAUCGUUUCCGGACCUCUGUUAAUGUGGUGGGUGACUCAUAUGGUGCGGGCAUUGUCUACCACCUGUCCAAGGCGGAGCUCGAAGCUCUCGAUGCCCAGCAUGGGAAGUCUGACGACAUUGAGAUGAUGACUAAGACCCAGUCCUAUUACGACGACCUAAAGAACCACCAUGAAAACAACUCCAACCAGUGCGUCUAUGCCGCUCACAAUUCAAACUUGGUAGAUGAAUGCAAGGUAACCUCAGCCACAAACGGCUCGUCUGCGGAGUACACGCUUGUUGAGGAGGAACCAUGGAAACGAGAAUAA
This is a messenger RNA of Chanos chanos (milkfish), 1686 nucleotides long. It is a transcript of the gene slc1a2b, whose product is annotated as solute carrier family 1 member 2b. Gene Ontology annotation, cellular component: plasma membrane. Gene Ontology annotation, biological process: L-glutamate import across plasma membrane; L-aspartate transmembrane transport. The record is from RefSeq and is a predicted model, not a curated record. NCBI's taxonomy places the organism in Eukaryota, Metazoa, Chordata, Actinopteri, Gonorynchiformes, Chanidae. Bases 7 to 1686 code for a protein of 559 amino acids. Gene Ontology annotation, molecular function: neutral L-amino acid transmembrane transporter activity; glutamate:sodium symporter activity; L-glutamate transmembrane transporter activity. The transcript is spliced from 10 exons.